AUGACGUUUGCGGACAUCCUGGAGAGCUUAGGGGGCAUGGGGCGCUUCCAGAGGCUCUCGGUGGCCUUCCUCGCCCUCCCCUUGACCAUGUUGGCCAGCCACAACCUUCUCCAGAACUUCACGGCAGGGAUCCCUGCGCAUCACUGUCAGAUACGCAUCACGGCCAACUACACCCGCUAUGCCAACAACGUCACCAAAGAGAUGGGCACCGAGAGCCUUCUGCGGAUCUCCAUCCCGACAGGCAAGGACCAGAAGGUGGAGAAGUGUCGUCGGUAUGUCACCACUCAAUGGAGGCUCCUCGACCCCAAUACAACGCUACGCAACGACACCGUGGUGGACACCGAGCCAUGCUCUGAUGGGUGGACCUAUGACCGGAGCAUGUUUCCCAGCACCAUUGUCAGUGAGUGGGAUUUAGUGUGUGAUGCGCGGACCCUGCGGCAAAUGGCUCAGUCCCUCUACAUGGCCGGUGUGCUGAUCGGAUCGCUGAUCAUCGGCUUCCUCUCAGACAGAUUCGGGAGGAAGGCCCUCAUCGUUUGGUGCUACAUGCAGAUGGGGGUUGCGGGCGCCUGCACGGCUUUCGCGCCAAACUUCACUGCUUACUGCAUCCUUCGCUUCCUGUGCGGAAUGGCCAUGUCGGGAAUCUCGCUCAACUCCGUCUCUCUGUGCAUGGAAUGGAUCCCAACCAAAUACCGCGCCGUUGUCGGCACCAUCAAUGGCUACUGCUACACCACAGGGCAAUUCAUCCUGGCCGGCGUGGCCUAUGCCAUCCCCGACUGGCGGUGGCUGCAAUUGGCCAUCUCCUUGCCUUUCUUCAUCUUUUUCCUCUACUCCUGGUUGUUCGUGGAGUCGGCACGUUGGUUGGCAAUUUCCGGGAAAGAGGAGCGGGCGGUGAAAGGCUUAAAGAAAGCGGCCUGGAUCAAUGGGAGGAAGAAGGAAGGAGACAAACUCAGCGUGGAGGUCCUGAAGGAGGAGAUGCAGAAGGAGAUGUCCUCCAACAAGGCCAGCCACACUAUGGUUGACCUGGUGCGGACGCCCGCUGUCCGCAAAAUUUCCUGCGGGGUGUCCUUUCUCUGGUUUGCUACCAGCUUCUCCUACUAUGGCUUGGCCAUGGACCUGCAAAACUUUGGCUUCGACAUCUAUCUGACCCAGCUGGUCUUUGGGGCCGUCGACAUCCCGGCAAAGUUCAUUUCGGUGAUGACCAUCAUGUUUGUGGGCCGACGGUUCUCCCAGUCCAUGUCUCUGAUCCUGGCUGGGUUGUGCAUCUUGGCCAACAUUUUUGUGCCGCAAGAUCUGAGCAACCUACGCAUGGCAUUUGCAGUGAUCGGGAAAGGCUCCUUAGCAGCCUCCUUCAACUGUGCCUAUAUUUUCUCCGGGGAGCUUUUCCCAACGGUGAUCAGGCAAUCAGGGAUGGGCCUGGGGGGCACUAUGGCCCGCGUGGGCAGCAUGAUAGCCCCUUUGGUGAAGAUGACCGGGGAGUUUUACCCACCAUUGCCACUGAUCAUCUACGGAGCAGCGCCUAUUAUUUCGGGCACCGUCACCUGUUUCCUUCCAGAGACUCGGAACGUCCCUUUGCCAGAGACUAUUGAACAAGUGGAAAGACGGUCAAAGCCCAGCCAAGCGGAUGAGCAGCAAAUGAAGGUGCUCCUUGCCUCCCCAAAACCAGAUCCCAGCAACGAUGGCAGUUGA
Anolis sagrei ordinatus is the source of this 1686-nucleotide messenger RNA. NCBI's taxonomy places the organism in Eukaryota, Metazoa, Chordata, Lepidosauria, Squamata, Anolidae. The record is from RefSeq and is a predicted model, not a curated record.